GGGCAUUUUUCACAGUGGCUCAGUCGGGAAGUGUUUAGCUGUAAAUAUUGAUUUUCAUUUCCCCCAUUUAAAGGAUUAUUUUUGAAGUCUCAAAAUGCCUGCAUUCCCCGAACUUUAUUUCAAUGUGGAUAAUGGCUAUUUGGAAGGAUUGGUUAGGGGUUUCAAGGCUGGAAUCCUUACUCAAGGGGACUAUCUGAAUCUUGUUCAGUGCGAAACGCUGGAAGACCUAAAGCUCCAUCUGCAAAGCACAGACUAUGGAAGCUUCUUGGCCAAUGAGGCCUCCCCUCUCACCGUCUCUGUGAUAGAUGACAAACUCAAGGAGAAGAUGGUGGUGGAGUUCCGUCACAUGAGGAAUCAGUCCUAUGAGCCACUGGCCAGCUUCAUGGACUUCAUAACGUACAGCUACAUGAUUGACAACGUCAUUCUCCUGAUCACGGGCACCCUGCACCAGCGCGCCAUCUCUGAGCUUGUGCCCAAGUGCCACCCACUGGGCAGCUUUGAACAGAUGGAGGCGGUCAACAUUGCACAGACUCCAGCUGAGCUUUACAAUGCUAUCCUGGUGGACACUCCCCUGGCUGCCUUUUUCCAGGACUGUAUAUCGGAGCAGGACUUGGAUGAGAUGAACAUUGAAAUAAUCCGAAACACACUAUACAAGGCAUAUUUAGAGGCAUUCUACAAGUUCUGUUCUAGCCUUGGAGGAACCACAGCUGACACCAUGUGCCCCAUCCUGGAGUUUGAGGCUGACCGCCGAGCCUUCAUCAUCACCAUCAACUCCUUUGGCACGGAGCUGUCGAAAGAGGACCGGGCCAAGCUCUUCCCCCACUGCGGCAAGCUGUACCCUGAGGGCCUCGCUCAGCUGGCCCGUGCCGACGACUAUGAGCAAGUCAAAGCCGUGGCGGACUACUACCCCGAAUACAAGCUUCUGUUCGAGGGUGCUGGCAGUAACCCAGGGGAUAAAACUUUGGAGGACCGGUUCUUUGAACAUGAGGUGAAGCUAAACAAACUGGCUUUCCUGAACCAGUUCCACUUCAGUGUGUUCUACGCCUACGUCAAGCUGAAGGAACAGGAGUGCCGGAACAUUGUGUGGAUCGCUGAGUGCAUCGCUCAGAGGCACCGUGCUAAAAUUGACAACUACAUCCCCAUUUUCUAAUAAUCACCGCCUCACCCACUCUCUGAUUUCUCGCUCACUAUCUCCGUCUCUCUCUGUCUCUCCUUAACAUUGUGCAGUCCCUAAUCUACUUGUAACAGACACUUUAAUUUAUUAUAAAUAUAUAUAAACAGAUGUGUUUUCUUUCAGUUAUAUAUAUAUAUAUAUAUAUAUAUAUAUUAUAUUUUUUUUUUUUUUUUUUUUUUCUUGGUGAACAGCUUUUCACCUGCUCAGCUUUGUUCCUGACAGCCUCUCUCCUCUCACCGCCAUGGCCAAGGCAUUUGAGAAGACAUUUCUCAUGCCUGGAAUAGCUCCAAAUCCAGUUUGUUAUUGUAGAGAGAUCAUGUUUACAUCUUAAAUGAACAUUUCUGUGUGAUCGCCCCUGAAAAAGUCUACUCCUAGGCGGUGGCCUCGGUAGGCAUUUUCUGCAUUCUCAGUCACUGGCUUAAUUAGUCGGGCACAAACUUCUCACGUUCUCGACACUCUUAGCGGUGGUCUGUGGAGAGCUGAAAGCAACGCGGCAAACCUCACAUGUCUUUGCCAUCAAACAUCAUGCUUUGCUCUAGCCCUAGACCACCAGAGAACGGCAGAACAGAAAAUGGGUCUGUUCUUGUUUGAUUUGGAGCAGAGGCUACCCAAGAUGCACCUCAACUCUCCUGUUCUCUCUCUCCGCUUCCCACCCAGUGAGCAUUGUGGGCCUCACAGGUUAAAAGGAAAUAAAAUGCAGAGGCUGCCGGCACCGUACAUACAUUCCACCAAUCAGUAGCUUUCAUGUGCCCUGUGUAUGUCAUGAUGUGUAUGAAUUGAUAAGCCUGUAGUUAGUGUAGUUUUUCUUCCCUUUGGCUUGAGUCUGCCCAUCACAAACUGUUAGUGUACAUUGUAAUAAUACAUUGCAUUCUCCACCGCUCAGAUUUGGUUGGAGUUGGAGGACGUAAUGUUUGAACUUUGUUGCGGAUAUGUGAUAUGUAUAAAAAAAAAAAAGAUAUAAAUAUACAGUAUGUGAAAUGACAAUGAGGAGUAUCCUUUAAAUGUUGUUCUCAGAGGUACAGUAAUUGUCACCCAACAUUUCUGUCUAGAGGAAAAACCCUGUGUCCUUUAACUAAAAGUCUUUAAUUUGUGCAGUGGUUUCAUUGCAUGGAUGCAGACUCUUGCAAAUACUGAGAGUGUAAGAUCGAUAUACAACAUGAUAAGGGUAUAUUUAAAAAAAAUAUAUAAAGCAUUUUAAGUGACAUUGGUGUGCCCUUGUUCCAUUGAAUGAUGUGUUUUCUUUCUUUUGUUGUAAAUGUGAAAUUAAAAGCUGUAUGGAGUACA
This is a messenger RNA of Alosa alosa (allis shad), 2458 nucleotides long. RefSeq names its product ATPase H+ transporting V0 subunit d1 (gene atp6v0d1). The record is from RefSeq and is a predicted model, not a curated record. NCBI's taxonomy places the organism in Eukaryota, Metazoa, Chordata, Actinopteri, Clupeiformes, Clupeidae. Bases 95 to 1150 code for a protein of 351 amino acids. Gene Ontology annotation, biological process: vacuolar transport; vacuolar acidification; proton transmembrane transport. The transcript is spliced from 8 exons. Gene Ontology annotation, molecular function: proton-transporting ATPase activity, rotational mechanism. Gene Ontology annotation, cellular component: early endosome; plasma membrane proton-transporting V-type ATPase complex; lysosomal membrane.